Messenger RNA from Scophthalmus maximus (turbot), 4874 nucleotides. It is a transcript of the gene klhl22, whose product is annotated as kelch-like family member 22. The transcript is spliced from 7 exons. The coding region runs from base 1858 to 3663 and encodes 601 amino acids. Gene Ontology annotation, molecular function: protein binding. NCBI's taxonomy places the organism in Eukaryota, Metazoa, Chordata, Actinopteri, Pleuronectiformes, Scophthalmidae. Gene Ontology annotation, cellular component: Cul3-RING ubiquitin ligase complex; polar microtubule; mitotic spindle. The record is from RefSeq and is a predicted model, not a curated record. Gene Ontology annotation, biological process: proteasome-mediated ubiquitin-dependent protein catabolic process; protein monoubiquitination; positive regulation of TORC1 signaling.
AAAAUCUGAGCAGUAUGGAGAAUUCAGAUUUAUAAAAAGAGAAUCAUAACGGCCUGCCUGAAGAAAAUAGCGAAUAGAAUAGUACAGUAUAUUCAGUAGCUCAGAAUAAGCGAGGCACAGAAUACAUGGUCUAGAGACCACUCUCAAUCUCUGGUGCUGGUUUGUUUGUACCCUACGACAUGCAGAGAGAAAAAUCACCAUUAAGGAUGGAACUUUAGAAAUGUUCUCAUAGACAUUUGAACAGGAAACAGCAUCAUCUUGUGUCUGAUAGAAAGAGUCACACUAUCUAAACAUUUGCUUAUAUAAAAAGCUUAUUUACUACUUACUUCGUAGCGUAAAGGGUAAGAAACUAAACAAGGGAGGGAUGAAAAAUUAAAUAAAACAACCAGUUGUGCACUCUAUCAAAAACUAAAAAAAAACAUAUUAUUGUUCAUGCAGUGGGACACAGUCUCUGAUUGACUCGUUAGAGUCUGGGCGGGUCUACUCGAGCACACUGACCAAUAGUAUUUGAGCUCACCGUCUGACUCUUGAAAGUAAACAGACUUCUUUCUGUGUCAACAAAAACAACAACCAAACAACAAACAAAUCAGGAGACAGUGCUGCUGAUUUGACGAAGGAGCAGUGUCAUUGUGUCAAUCGGAUGAAGAGCUGAGUCCAUUGGGAGGAUGCGCCGGUUCAUCAGGCCGUCCGGGCCGACAGACCUACGGAAGUUCGGCCCAUUUCCGCAGCCUCCUGCACGGCCUGCUGGCUCUCAGGCAGAGUGGCAUCCUGUCCGAUGUGGUGCUGCUGGUGGAGGGUCGACCAAUCCAAGCCCACCGUAUACUCCUGGCAGCCUCUUGUGAUUAUUUUAGGUAACUAUAACCCACAGCAGGUCGCCUUGUUGCCUCACUUGCAUUUUCUUUAUUCACCACCACUUUUCUUAUUUAUUUAAUUUGCAAGACUUUCCAAACUCCCACUCUCCCGUUUCCAUUCAUUUGGACACCAGUCAAAACCCACUUUAAAAACCUGACGAAAAUGUACAGAAUGGAGCAACGCAGGCAGAACACAGGCAGCAUUCACAUGUCGUGACUGGCCAAAUGGUCAGAAGCCUCAAGGCAAAUUAAUAUAUCACCAGUCAAACACUGUCACUCGUGUUUUUAAUUUUAUUACAGUGGUAUAUUUCAUAAACGCACAAUCUAAUCAGUGAGUGCAGGUGUCUUCAGCUCCAUGUCACAAGACUCAGCCAGGGUUUGGUGUAGAGUCCAUUUAAAAAUGAAGGUUACGCUCUUGUUCACCAUCAAUUGCUGCUCAUCCACUUUGUCAUAUGACCAGUAGCCAUCGCAGAUUGACUUUGUUGUUUGCGUUCACUUGUGCUUUCUUUGCAUUUCCUUGUCUGCUUAUGUAAUGACUUAACUGACCUUCCAGCAUGUUGUGCACAAUGUGAAAUCUGUCACAAGAUUGAUACAAACACACACACACACACACACACACACACACACACACACACACACACACACACACACACACAGCCUGUCUCGUAGCUAACUGUGUUAGGGUGGAAGAAGAUGUGUCUCUUGCAUUGUGCUGGUAAACCAAAGCCCUACGUUGGAAGGUAGCCCUGCAAUCCCAUUAUGAUGCUAAAAGUGGGUAAAGACGAGAGAUGAAAUGCUUUGACUGUAACCUGGUGGAUGUGCUUGUGUACCAGCAGUAACAACUGAAGUUUAAUAUAGUGAACACUGAUCACAGAUUUGGUUGAAACCAUAUGAAGGAUUUGUUUUGGGUACAAAAAUCUUAGCACCAGGAGAAUUUUGUAUUUUUCUUUUUUUAAGUUGAAUCCUCUGCUUAAGAUAAGCCAUUUUCUUUUAGCCUGUUGUCCUUAUGGGGCAGUUUAUAAUACAAAGUGACAGGAAACCUGGAGAGGAAGAGAGGUUGAUAUUCACUACUGUAUAUCGUCACUGGGUCAUCCAAAUGACCCAACAUAACAUCAACUCAUCAACCAAACAACGCUCCACCAGGGGAAUGUUUGCUGGAGGCCUUCAGGAGACACAGCAAAAGGAGAUUCCAAUCCGUGGCAUAUCCUACAUGGCCAUGGAAAAAAUACUUGACUACAUCUACACCUCAGAGAUUGAGUUAGACCUGGAUUGUGUUCAGGAAGUCCUAAGGGCUGCCACACUGGUACAGCUGGAGAGUGUCAUUGGCUUCUGCUGUGAAUUCCUGUUCACCUGGCUGGAUGAAGGCAACAUUUUAGAGGUGCAUGAUUUGGCUGAUCUCUAUGGACUGCAGCAGCUCAACGCCAGGGUCCACUCCUACAUCCUUAGGAACAUUCAGACUUUGUCCCGAGCCGACGUGUACCGACAGCUGCCCCAAGAUGAAGUCUUCAGAGCGCUGAGCAGUGACAAGCUUCAUGUGAACAGUGAGAAUGAGGUGUACGAGGCGGCACUUCACUACCACUACAGUCCUGAACAGGUGGAAACUGACCAGGUGUACUUGCAGGUCAGUCCCAAGGACAAUCUCAGGAUGAUCGAUGCCGUGCGUUUCUGCCUGAUUGAGAAACAAGUGUUGCAGAGACUGCACGGCAGACUGAACCAGUGUCCACUGAAGGAUUCCGUUUCAGCUGCCUUGAGUUACCACGAGCAGGAGAUCUGGCAGCCCGUGCUGCAGAGUCCUCUCACCCAGCCGCGGUCCACCUUCCACUGUAUACUGGGCUUUGGGGGGAUGUUUACCUCCAUCUCCCUCCCAGACAACGGGCACUUGUUUCAGGUGUUCCACCCAAGCUGGGGGGAGUGGAGGACUGUCACUGGAGCGGUCAUGCCCCGAAUGUCCAACCAGGGCAUCGCUGUGCUCAACAACUUUGUGUAUCUUGUUGGAGGAGACAAUAACACCUGUGGAUUUCGAGCAGAGACCCGCUGCUGGAGAUAUGAUCCGCGUCACAAUAGCUGGUGCUCCAUCCAGCCUCUGCAGCAGCAGCAUGCUGACCACUGCGUUUGUGUAGUGGGCGGACAUAUUUAUGCGAUCGGAGGGCGAGACUACAGUAAUGAACUGGACUCAGUGGAACGCUAUGACCCGCACACCAACAAGUGGGAAUUUGUAUCGCCUCUACAAAGAGAGGUGUAUGCACACGCUGGAGCAGUGACGUGUGGCAAAAUUUAUAUCACCUGUGGCCGCAGAGGAUCAGCGUACCUCAGAGAGACCUACUGCUUUGACCCGGCUGCCAAUCACUGGGCAGCGUGUGCAGAGGGGCCAGUGGGGCGGGCGUGGCACAGCACUGCAGCCGUUAACGGACGUGUCUAUGUUAUCGGGGGAAGCAAUGAUGAGUGUGGAUAUCGGCGUGAUGUCCUGAAGGUUGCAUGCUUUGAUCCCUCUGCCAAUUCUUGGUCUUUAAUGACUCCUCUCCCCUUUGGACAUGGAGAACCUGGUGUAGCUGUGCUGGACAGUCGCAUCUACAUCCUGGGCGGACGCUCUCAUGACAAGGGCAACAGGGUGAAAUACGUUCACGUGUACAACACCGAGGCAGACGAGUGGGAGAAUAAGACGGAGUUUAAGGAGCGCGUCUCUGGAAUGGCGGCCUGCGUGGUGCUCAUGCCUCCCGCCGUGAUCGCCCAGGCCCGGAGCAGGGAGCAGUGCACCAAGUCCUCAUGGGAAAACGUGGACACGUACAACUCGGGGGACUCAAGUGAGGACUAGUGAAACAGCUGGGAUGAGCUGAGUAUAGUGGCACUGGAGACUCUGGAUGCACUUUUUAGCCAUUUAAAAAUCAGCAUGUUAAAUUUGAAUUACUUGAGGAUAUUGUUGUGGCAAUGCUUAUGGCAGCACCAUGUCCUUUUUUGCAUGUUGACUACUUUGAGUGCCUCUGAAACCAAAAUGUCGUCCGGGAUUUUGCACAGUUUUUGUUACCUCUCAGAUACGAUCACACUGCAACCAUUAACCACUGCGUGAUCAAAUGCUAAUGCUACUGUUUGUUAACGAUAACUUAUUGUCUCAUGUCCUGUCAUACAAAAACACUUUUGGCUAUGGUGGUAUGGAGGAGUCUCAGCUGCUUAUGUUUAUUCUUAAACAGCUCUUUGACCUGGGAUCUUCUAAACUUGGGUUUAAACUUCUGAGUUUUACAGGCUGCUGUUACCUACUGUAAUGUUGCUCUUUAGCUAGUCAGCUAAAUUGUAAAUUUCUGAGAAGUAAAGAUUUUUAAAAUAUUAUUUAGUUUGCAUCUCAAAACUAUCAGCUACUGGUUGUUGCAAAGAAAUGCAAUUGACUUAUCAUCACAGCAAAACUACUGAAUUAUUAAUACUUAAUAAUAUAAUUUUAAUAUUGUGCCUUUUUUGUGGCUACACCUAAAUCUGUGUUGUGAGGUGUAUUUAAAGUUUCUGUGUAUGUUUUGCUGGAGAUGAUCCUCGGAUAUUGUUCCUCAGAUGUCACAGUUAGUUGUAAAGAAUAAUGUUGAACUAAUUUGUGUUUGUCCCUGGAAGAUGAAGCACUGCUGCUACAGGAUGUAGACCCCCAACUCACAACAUAUUUCCAUGUCUGUAGAUCAAUCAUGAACAGCAAGUCUUUGUGAAACCCAACCAUUAAGUUAAUUUCUGUUGUGUCUUUUAAUUGGCCUGUGUGUUGUUCCGAAUAACGCAGAAUCCAAAGAGAACGAUGAAGAGAACUCAUAGAAUAAUGUUAUAUCGGCUCGGCUCACUGUUAACCCUGGGAGGUACCUCCACCUCUAUGCAUCCUUUAUUUGUUUCACUGAAAACCUCCAGGUACAAGUUAAGCUUCAGUUUUGAUUUUUUGUUUUCAAAAGAUGAGUUAUAUCUUAAGAGGAAUGCAAUGUAUUGGAACAUACUGUCACAUAAGAAAAUGCUAAAUUAGUACAUUAGAUAAGUUUCCAAAUUUAAUAAAAGCAUAUAAUUGGA